Symbiodinium sp. CCMP2456 is the source of this 2085-nucleotide messenger RNA. The record is from the annotation of a GenBank genome assembly. NCBI's taxonomy places the organism in Eukaryota, Dinophyceae, Suessiales, Symbiodiniaceae.
AUGGGUGUGGGUGUUCUCACGGCUGCGCUUUCGCUCUGCCCACUGGGGUCUGAGCCGGUGCCGUCAGAGGCUUCGCAGUUGCGGAGUCGACUCGGGGACGGAGGUUUCCGCGAGUUCCUCCACUGCCAGCAUUCCGAUGUCUUCCAGGAGUUUUUCCAGCUGGUGUCUCGAAAGCGAUUCGAAGAGGUGGAAGUUUUCCAAUUCGCCUUGGAUCUGCACAACAAGCUUGAUCUGUCCCAGCCGGGUUCGGAGGACUUCCGGGAAGAGCUGCCUUGGCACACCACGAUUCAGAUCUCCCGGGGCGUGGAUGACUGGAUGACGCGGCAGGUCAUGCUGCUAGCGCAUCUCUUCGGCGUGGACCCUUCCAUCUCCGAGGUCAGCAGUUUCUCCGAAUUCCUCGAGCAGCACGGCACAGCAGGUGCCUGGCAGCCUCUCGACUGUCCUUAUGGCUUUCUCCUCUUGGAGUAUGCUAUCUUGACUGGUUUCCAGCUGAUGGGUCAAGACGACCUGCGGGAUCAGGCCACCAGCGCCAUUGCCGCCAGCAUCGAGGUUCUCUUGCAUGCACCCUACUACACCUAUGACUUUCUGGAGAGCUCCCUGUGGAACAUCUCCCUCUACGACAUGGCCGUCAAUUUGGACCAGCCGCACCACUACACCUCCUUCGAAGACUACGUGGCGCGGCGCCCCCUCCCGCCUCCGCGGCUUUGGCCGUGGCACGCGGAGGGUCAUUCGACGCGGCCGACUGGCGAGGGCCUCGCCUCCGCAGCAGCGCGGCUGCGAAGUGGCCUCAAGAUCGCCAUGCUCCAGCUCCACGACGGGACGGCUCUGGAGCUGUGGGCCAGUGCCGAGGCGGCGCUGAAAACCAUCGCGGGGCUCCAAAGUACGAGCUGGACCGCCGAGGCAGCGCUGGACCUGGAGCUGUACUUCACUCGGGUGAAGGCAAUCCAGGGCACAGACGCUGGCAACUGGCUCGCGGAACGGGUGCGCACGGAUUUCGCCACCCUGAAGCAGAUGAUCGCCGAGCUGAAAGAGGGGGCCACGAGCGUGGAGGAGGUCGGCGAGACCUGGCUCCCUUCCGUGGCCCCGGGGCUUUUCGAAGCCGACCUGGUCCUCUGCAGCGAGCCGCUGUGGCUGUGCCCUUUCGUGCGGCCGAGGCACGGAAGGACCAUGGUCGGGGUCCUUCACAUGGCUCUCCUGAACGAGUUCCCUGCAGCCGACGAUGCGAACUUGCGCGUCUUCUGGCGGGCCUUCAAGGACAUGAUGGAGGCCCAGAAGAUUUACCUCUCCAUCAGCUGCCGCAUCACCGCUGAGCAGGUGGCCUACCAAACCGGAUGGCGCCUGCCCUAUGUGCCGUUUGUUGGACUCGGGAUUCGAGCCAGGUACCGUCCCGCCGAAGCCCGCAAAGCCCUGCUCUUCCGGAACAACCGGCAGAAUAUGCUGACUUUCCGGAAGGCACUGCGGAUGUUCCUCGAGGAAGUCGCAACCGACAGCCCCGUGCAGGUGGUGGACAUGAACAGCGGCCCGCGCGUUUACACCUUUCAAGAGAUUGCGGCCUUCCACGCGGUCAUCUUUCUGCCCCAUGGCCCCAGUGCCCUGCGUCUCACGGACGUCUAUGCGGCAAACAUCCCGUCGCUGGUGCCCGAGGAGCCUAUGAGCCACAAGUUCAUCUGGAGCAGCCGCACCUUCGGAGGCUAUGAUGCUGAGAGACACUGCCUUUCUGUUGCGCCGCCAGAGUUUCGUCGUGGAGGUGCAGAGGAGCCGUUUGCUUAUCAUCCCACGAAUUACCUGCAGUCAUGGGCCAUUCACCGCUUCAUCGACGACCGUCGCUACUGGUAUCGUUAUACAGAGUGGGCCACACUACCCCAUCUCCUGCCCUUCGUCUCACUUCCCUCGCUCGUGGCGUCGCUUGGGGCCUUGACGCGUGAGCGAGGACUCGCGGUCUCGGCGCUAAUGGCGCAGCAUCAUGCGCUCAUGGUCGCCGAUGCCUUGAGCUGGUGGCGAGCAGCACUUGCUGAUGCGUUAGCGCAUGAUGAGCCGUGGGAAACAAUCAAGCUGCCGCACAGGUGGUUCCGGGGUCUUGUAUAA